Molecule: messenger RNA, 815 nt
Organism: Paramormyrops kingsleyae
Lineage: Eukaryota; Metazoa; Chordata; Actinopteri; Osteoglossiformes; Mormyridae
Gene: mrpl43
Product: mitochondrial ribosomal protein L43
Biological process (GO): mitochondrial translation
Cellular component (GO): mitochondrial large ribosomal subunit
Molecular function (GO): structural constituent of ribosome
Source: RefSeq, a predicted model, not a curated record
GGUCUGCGCGUCCGCGUCCCUCACGCUGUCCUCUAGCAGAUUUUCUUCCGUGAUGGUGGUCGGCGCAGCGGCUUGUAUGUAACAUUUUACUGCCGUUCUGCCAUGACAGCCAGGGGCACAUCGAGUCGCUUCCUUAGAAGUGUGCUGCAAAACGGCGUGGGCCGAUACGUCUGUCAGCUUAAGAGGGUCUCGCUUAUCUUUUCCAAGAACGGACAGGGAUCCCUUGGAGCCAGAGAGUUUAUUGAAGAUGGCGUGGUGGAUUUCGCCAGGAAAAAUCCCGGAGUCGUGGUCUAUGUUUCCCCUCAGCCCGUCCAAGUAGCCAAGAUUGUGGCAGAAUACCUGAAUGGCAGCGUGAGGGAGGAGACCGUCAACAAGAAGACGACCCAGGAGAUUGGAGAGAUACUGGGGCAGCUGGCCAACCAGUCGGGCCUGGACAUCAUCCGCAUCCGCAAGCCCUUCCACACGGACAGCCCCAGCAUCCAGGGCCAGUGGCACCCCUUUGUCAACCGGCCGUCCACCCUGGGCAUGAUCCGACCUCAGGACAGGCAGCCCGAAUGAGACCGAGAGGGGUCUGGAGAAGUACUGUGAAAUAUCGCAGGUCGCAGGGCUGGGUCGAUAUUUUGUCAUGUGACACUCCAACCAUCGAUGGCGCCGCCUUGGGGUUCCAGGUUGUGUGGGGAGUAGCGACUGCGUCUUAGACCUGGAGAGUCGGACACAAUCUAGCAAGUUCCCAGCUUUCUUUGUUUAUUUUCCAUCCCUUUGAGGUGUUCCGCCUGUCCAUCAUGCUCAAAUAAAUUGUUUCCCAACAUCCUGAA